Phyllostomus discolor (pale spear-nosed bat) is the source of this 1888-nucleotide messenger RNA. RefSeq names its product T-cell surface glycoprotein CD1a-like. NCBI's taxonomy places the organism in Eukaryota, Metazoa, Chordata, Mammalia, Chiroptera, Phyllostomidae. Gene Ontology annotation, cellular component: external side of plasma membrane. Gene Ontology annotation, molecular function: lipopeptide binding; exogenous lipid antigen binding; endogenous lipid antigen binding. Gene Ontology annotation, biological process: antigen processing and presentation, exogenous lipid antigen via MHC class Ib; positive regulation of T cell mediated cytotoxicity; antigen processing and presentation, endogenous lipid antigen via MHC class Ib. The transcript has 6 exons. The record is from RefSeq and is a predicted model, not a curated record. The coding region runs from base 138 to 1193 and encodes 351 amino acids.
AGUACUUUUUUGUUGUUGUUGGUUUGUCUGUUGGUAGAAGAAGGAAGUCAGAAUAGGGGAACUGCGCAGUAGGUUUAUUUAAAACAGAAAUCAAAGACAGACCUUUCUGGGAGAAAGAAAUAACAUCUGUAAAUGAAAUGCUGUAUCUUCAAAUUCCAUUGCUAGCAGUUCUCCUCGCAGGUGGUGACAAUGAAGAUGCCUUUCAGGAGCCGAUCUCCUUACAAGCCAACUAUAUCUCAUACUUAUACAACCACUCCUGGGCACGAAGUUGGGGCUCUGUUUGGUUGGGUGAGAUGCAGAUUCAAGGCUGGGAGAGCAACUCUGGCAGUAUUACUUUCCUGCAGCCUUGGGCCAAGAGCAACUUCAGCAACAAGGAGAUGAAAAUUGUGGAAAAGUUAGUCCAUGUGGCCCACGUUCAAUUGCUGUACAAUCUUCGCAACCAUGCCAGUGAAUGGAAACUUGAAUAUCCCUUUGAGAUACAGAUAACAGGAGGCUGUGAGCUGCACCCUGAGGGACACAUGGUAGGCUUCAGCCAAUUGGCUUAUGAAGGAUCAGAGGUCCUGAGCUUCCAGAACAGUUCCUGGGUGCCAUCUCUAAAGGGUGGAACUAGAGGUCAGCAGAUAGGUAAAGUACUCAAUCAGCGCAUUGUCGCCAACAAAAUGACACACAGGAUGAUCAGCAACACCUGUCCACGUUUCCUUUUGGGUCUCCUUGAUGCAGGGAAGGCAGAUCUUCAGAGACAAGUAAAACCAGAGGCCUGGCUAUCAACUCGCCCCAAUCCGGGUCCUGACCAUCUGUUGCUGGUUUGUCAUGUCUCUGGCUUCUACCCAAAGCCAAUUUCAGUUAUGUGGAUGCGAGGUGAACAGGCACAACAGGGCUCUCAACUGAGUGAUAUCCUGCGCAAUGCUGAUGGGACAUGGUAUCUUCAGGUCUUCUUGGAUGUGGAAGCCACCAAGACAUCUGGCCUGUCUUGCCGGGUGACACACAGCAGUCUAGAAGGCCAGGACAUCAUCCUCUACUUGGACCAUCCUAACUCUAAGGGCUGGAUCAUCUUGGCAGUGAUGCUACCCCUGCUGCUGCUUCUGACAGGUCUUGCAUUUUGGCUUAAAAAGCGCUGGACACAUUGUGAACCUCCUUCCACUCUUCUUCCUUUGGAGAGAUUCCAGCGGUCCAGGGACUCAACACAUACUUAAAACUCAGCAUGGUGAUGAUGUCCUUUCAACUCUCCUUUGUACAGUUUUUGUUGUGGUUUACCUGUAUUUAUUUAAUGGCCUGUUAUUAACGUACACUACUUGUCAUUUUGCAGGACUUGCUUUCUGGCCUGGUUGUGAGGUUUUAAAACUCAUAUUUUAACUCUGGAUAAAAUGAGAUCCUAGUGACCUCUCUAUACUGGAAAAUUAAUGAACCUCAGGCCCAUUUAAGAUGUCACUUCUUUUGGUGGUCGUUCCCUGACUCACAAGUGGAAGCAGUGACUGAACUCCCACCACACUCUGCCGCAUACUUUGCCGACUUUCUACUUUCUAUCCUUUGCUGCAGCUAUGCAGGUCCCUUUUCCCCUUCUAAUUUUUAAGUUUCCUGAGAGCAAAGUCUGUAUCUCCUUAAAGUUUGUAUCAUUUUUAAAAUGUAUUAAUUGUAUGUAGUAUGCUUUCAAUAAAAGCCUGUGUUAAGUUCAUGCCAAAUAUAUAGCCUUUUCUUAUUCUUUAUCUUCCUGACGUGUGUCGUAGUUGAGACAUUUUAUGCUUGUUGUUAAAAGUCUUCACACUUUACUAGUUCCUCAGUGACUCCUCUGAAUCCCUGAGGAGAAACACAAUGUGGCCUCCAAACAUUCUUACAACUGUGGAAACCUAUUUGUGUGCAAUUGUUGUUCCAAGUAUUUUAAACAAAAGAG